This is a messenger RNA of Phasianus colchicus (ring-necked pheasant), 2311 nucleotides long. RefSeq names its product olfactory receptor 10A7-like. The record is from RefSeq and is a predicted model, not a curated record. Gene Ontology annotation, biological process: G protein-coupled receptor signaling pathway. Gene Ontology annotation, molecular function: olfactory receptor activity; G protein-coupled receptor activity. Gene Ontology annotation, cellular component: membrane. Lineage: Eukaryota; Metazoa; Chordata; Aves; Galliformes; Phasianidae.
UUGCUUUCUUUGGACUGUAGAUGUUUUGGUUGCCAGCUGCACUGAAGCACUCUGGUCUGACCGGCCCUCCGGUGCUCCAUCCAGUUGAUUCCUCCCACAUGAAGACAGCAGAAGGACCAGAACUAGAAAACCAUACUCUUCUGACAGAAUUUGUCCUCUCUGGAUUGUCCAGCCACCCAGAGCAGCAGAACUGUCUGUUCUUCUCAUUCAGUUUGAUUCAUACCUUCACCCUCGCUGGGAACCUUCUCAUCUUCCUGGUCACAGCGCAUCCUACCCUCCACAUGCCCAUGUACUUCUUCCUCCGGGUCCUGUCCUUCCUGGAUAUUUCCAUAGCAUCCACUGUCGUUCCCAAGAUGUUGGUAAGCUUCCUGUCAGAGGGCAGGAGAAUUUCCUACGUGGGCUGUGCCACACAGCUCUACUUUGUCAUUUUCUUGGGGGCCACCGAAUGCUACAUUUUGGCAGCUAUGGCCUAUGACCGCUAUGUGGCCAUAUGCAACCCCCUUAGAUAUGCCAUCAUCAUGAACAACAAAGCCAGGCUUUCCCUAGUCCUGCUGUCAUGCUGCAGUGGUAAUGUGGUAUCCGUGGUGCAGACAGCUUGGGUGUUCACCUUGCGGUUCUGUGGACCCAACAAGAUUAACUACUUCUUCUGUGACAUUCCUCCACUCAUUAUGCUCUCCUGCACUGACACCUCCUUGUAUGAAAAGCAGACACUUACCACCACAGUGCUGGUCAUCUUUGCACCAUUUUGUCUCAUUCUGGUAUCUUAUGCCUGCAUCAUCUCCAACAUCCUGAAGAUUUCUUCUGCAGAGGGCAGGCGCAAGACCUUCUCCACCUGUUCUUCACAUCUUAUUGUUGUAACUCUUUAUUAUGGCAGUGGGAGCUUGAUUUACUUACGGCCCAAAGUCAAUUACUCUCAAGACAUUAAGACAUUUUUUUCUCUCAUAUACACAGCUAUAAUUCCAGCACUAAAUCCCCUGAUUUACAGCCUGAGGAAUAAAGAAGUGAAAGGAGUACUAAUUAAAACUAUAGCUGACCCGAGGAAGAAAUAAAUCUUUUAUUGUACAUGAAUGUGGAGCUUUAAAAUGCUAUUUCUGGCAUAGGUCAUUGUGUAAGGUUGCUAGCUCACUAAAAAAAACAGGUGUUUUAUAGAUGUGAAUGUUUUGUCUUUAUUCUUGCCUUCAGUAGUAAGUCAUUUAAAAUUUUAGUUUCUCAUUCUUCCUUGUGAGGAAGAAAUGUAUACUAGACAUUUCCUUUAGAUCAAACCAGUCAAAAUCACCUCAAUGCCAGUCAAAAUCACCUCAAUGCCACAGCUUAUUUGGGCACUUGGGUCUGAAGGUCUUGCUUUCAUUGCAGGAGAUUCAGCUGACACUCUCACUUAAGAAAUGUUAUUUUACUGUGUGAAAACUUGGUCCUUAUCUUGUUUGUAAGCUCUCUGUAUGUACUGAAAGAAUCCAGCCUCCCCACAGCCUUCUUUUCUCCAGGCUGAACAAGCUCAGCUCCCUCAGCCUUUCCUCAUACCAGAAGUGCUCUAACAAGGCAGAGGAACUGAUGCUCAUUCCUUGCUUCCAGAAAGACUUAAGCAUUUCAUAUAGCACAGUCACCAGGAAGGUAUCUUGGGACCUGAGACAGAAUAAUUAGUAUUUUGCAUCUCUCAGCCUUUCUUUCAGAUCUAAAGUACCAUGACUCCAUGAUGUAAAUUCCGCGUGAAUGUUUCUCUGUCAUUUCUUUCUCUCUGGAAAUCAUUAUUAUUUAUAUUUCAAUUCAGAGAACCAGGAGAGCUAAAAAAGUUUUCAACAACAACCAACAAAACAAAGCUAACAAACAAAGAAAAAGAAAAGUGAAGCUGACUGCAUUUAAUACCCGUAAUUAGCAAAGACUCUUUGGAUUAGUAAGUGGAAACCUUCUUGUAGUAAAUUCCUGUAGAUGCUGAAAGCAUUUACUUUCUUUUGUGAACAUUUCUUUAACAGUUUUACUAACAUUUACUAACACUUGCUAUUAAGUCUGCGCUGUGGUCAUCUGCUUCCCUCUUAGAGGUGUUUAUAGUUGGUUUGUUCACUGUUCACUUUGGUGCCAGGCAGUGCUUUGGAAAACAUCGCCCACAUCCCAUUAUUAAACUUAAGAGAAGGUUCUGCACAUAUGUGCUUGGGUCUCAAGAGUUCCUUUCUUGAGAAAAAUUUUGCUGAAGCCAUUCCUUCUAGUGACACCUCUGAAAAAUACAAAGUUUCCCAGGAGACCAAAGACGGGUUUUACCAGUCUACUUGGGCUACUAGGAAACUUAACCUUCACAUGGUGAAAAUCAGGGCUGAUAUAU